AUGAAUGUAUUUGAUAAAAUACAACCAAAUUCUGGUUCUGUUCCGCCACCAUCAUCAAAUACAACUAAACGACCAAAAUCAUUGGCUGCCAUGCUAUCUCGUAACCGUUCUUCCACUUCCAAAUUUGAUAAUUUAUCAACAACAAUAACAAACAAUGAUGAUGAUUCGAAUAAUACUGCUAAUACUACUUCUGAAACCAAUAAUAAUACUACUACCACUCCUAUCAAUGAUGACGACAAUACUGCCUCUCCCUCCAUCACAACAAACACCACCAAUACGACAACACCUACCUAUACUCCUACUACUCCUCCACCACCUCCGCCUGCUGCAUUGAAACAACGACGAAUUUCAAUGGCUGCCUAUACUCAAAAACCUUCAACAACAACAAUUAAUACUGCCAAUGAUGAUAAUAAUAAUGAUAAUAAUAUCAAUUCACCACCAUCCAUAACGACCACUUCAUCCUCCGUAACAAAUAUUGAUAUUACUAAUAAUAAUACUACUCCAAUGGAUCUCUUAACAACAAUAGAUUGUAAACAAAAUAAUAUUGAAGUUGGUAGUAGCUCUGUUCCUAGUACUCCAACCACCACCACUGGUAGUAAUGUCAGUACUCCAACUGGUACUAAACCAACUACUGCAACUGCAACAGCAGGUAAUAGAAAAUCACAAAAACCAGCUGAAGUUUUGAAUCCACAAGAUUUUUAUAGUGUUGAUCUUUCACAAUUGACUUAUACACCUGAUCCAGAUUCGAGUAUUGUCAUUCAAGAGAAUCAAAUUGAACAUGCUUCAUUGAAUAAGUUGAUUGAAGAAUUGACAAGUCACACUAAUUAUGAUAUUCACUUUUUGCAUACAUUCAUGUUAACAUUCAGAAACUUUACUGAUAAGGAAACAAUUCUUAAAAAACUUGAAGAGAGAUUUAAUUAUCCACCAAAUUGUCCACCUGAAGAAUUUGCAACAUUUAAACGUGAAAUUCUUGAUAAGGUUAGAUUGAGAAUUAUCAAUUCAAUCAAAUAUUGGAUUGAAAACUUUUUCGUUUUCGAUUUUGAUAGUGAAAUGAUGCAAUUCUUAUCAAAAUUCAUUGAAAUGGUUAGAAAGUCAAAUCAAAAUGCUCUCGCCAAAGUUAUUGAAAAUACUUUAGAACGUGUGAAGAAUAAUGACUCUGGUAAAGUUAUUACAAAGGUUGAAUGUCCAGAAAUUUUAAAGUUAAAGAAGAAGGUUUUCAGUAAGAAAAAGACUUAUUCCAUUCUUGAUUAUCCAUUACAAGAAGUAGCACGUCAAAUGUCAUUAAUCGAUUAUACCAUGUUUAAAAAGAUUGAACCUAAGGAAUGUUUGAAUCAAGCCUGGAAUAAGGAACACCGUGUAACUAAAGCUCCAAAUAUUUCAAGAAUGAUUCAACAUUUCAAUCAAUUUUCAGGUUUUGUUGCAACUGAAAUUUUAAAACAAGAAGAUCAUGAAAAACGUGUUAAAUGUGUUGAAAAGUUUAUUGAACUUGCCAAUCAUUGUAAAGGACUGAACAAUUUCAAUGCUGUUUUCAGUGUCAUGUCAGGUUUGAACAGUUCAUCUAUCCAUCGUCUCUCAAAGACAUGGGAAGCAAUUAGUGAAGAAGCUAAAAAGACUCGUGAAGAAUUACUUUCCAUUACAAAUACUAAUGGUAACUUUGCAAACUUGAGAAAUAUGCUUAAAACUGUUAAUCCACCAUGUGUACCAUAUAAUGGUGUAUUCUUAACAGAUUUGACAUUUAUUGAAGAUGGUUCACCAAAAUAUAUUAAUGGUCUCAUCAAUUUUGGUAAAUGUAGAUUAUUUGCAAAGGUCAUUCGUGAUAUUCAAACCUAUCAAAAUACCAGAUAUAACUUUGAAGAAUAUAAGGAAUUGAAAGAUCAAAUUGAAGCUGUUGAAAAAUUAUCUGAUGAUGAAUUAUUUAACAUGUCACUUCAAGUUCAACCAAGAGCUCAAAAGAAGAAGAAGGUUGCUACAUCAACUGCAAAUGCAUCAGCUUCAUCUUUGAAGGAAGACGAUGAAGAAAAUGAAAAGAAACCUGAAAAGUUAGAUUUUUAAUUCAUUUUCUCUCAGUUGACUAGCACCACUAAGAAGAAGAAGAUUUCUCAAAGUUUGUAUUUUUAUUAAAAAAACUCAUUUGAAUUGUUUUC
Molecule: messenger RNA, 2144 nt
Organism: Naegleria gruberi
Lineage: Eukaryota; Heterolobosea; Eutetramitea; Acrasida; Naegleriidae
Product: rasGEF domain-containing protein
Exons: 1
Coding region: 1-2052 (683 amino acids)
Biological process (GO): Ras protein signal transduction; positive regulation of GTPase activity
Cellular component (GO): plasma membrane
Molecular function (GO): guanyl-nucleotide exchange factor activity
Source: RefSeq, a predicted model, not a curated record